AGAUCUAAAAGAAAAUAUUUUUCUUUCCUUAUGCUUUCCUGUUAAGCCAAUUUACCAAAUCUCGUUUCUAAAAACUGCAAUACCAUCUGCUCAUCCAACAAUGUACGAAAAAGAGCUGCAUGAUUUUAUGGCUGUUUAUCCAGUUAUACUGCACGAUCUAACGACUACAGCCGAGAACUACAAUAACAAAGCGGCUGCCAUUUGGUACAAAAAGGCUCUACAAUACAAUUUGUCAUUGUCCAAUGCAAAAAAUGGUCUCUUAGCUGUAUUAUUUUACAAAAGCUUUUUGAAUAAUAACGAAUUUACUGAGAAAGGAUUGAGAUUAGCGCACACACUCGGCUGGUGCAUCGAGUUGCUACACUGUGUCUUCCUCAUCACCGAUGACAUAACCGAUAACAGCACAACACGUCGUGGAGAGCUCUGCUGGUACAAAACAGAUGGUGUAGGAGUAAAUGCCAUAAACGAUGCAUUCAUAAUUGAAAAUGGUAUUUAUGUUUUACUUAGCAAGUAUUUUCGGCAACUGGAUUGCUACGCUGAGCUGCUGGAAUUGUUUCAUCAAAGCACCUUUAACUGUUUCAAUGGUCAAUCGGCAGAUAUGGUUGCUUGCCGAAAGAGUGUUAGCACUUUCGAUAUGGAGACUUACAAAGCGUUGGUUACUAAUAAAACAUCCUGUCACUUCUUCACUUUGCCCAUAGCAGGGGCUUUGCAUUUGGCGGGAAUCACAGAAAACCAGAAACAGAUCUUUAGUGAGUGCGAAGCUAUUGCCUUUGAAUUGGGUCAUUUGGGGCAAGUACAAAACGAUUAUCUAGAUUGUUUUGGCGACCCUACCUUGACGGGUAAGAUCGGCACGGAUAUUGAAGCCAACAAAUGCACUUGGUUGGCAGUGAAAUGCCUGGAACUUGCAAGUAUGGACCAACAGGCCAUUAUGGUGGAGUGUUACGGCCAGAAUGAUGCUGAGAAGAUUUUGCGUGUUAAAGAGCUCUACAAAGUAUUGGAUUUGCCUAGUAUAUACACACAAUUUGAAAAAGAAGCGAUUGGGCGCAUCAAAAAGCUCAUUCAACAGUCAAGUAGUGCUGUACCACAUGAUGUUUUCUCUGAAAUUUUAACUCAACUCUCUCGGAGAGAAAUCAAAUAAAACCAAAUGAAG
Molecule: messenger RNA, 1147 nt
Organism: Ceratitis capitata (Mediterranean fruit fly)
Lineage: Eukaryota; Metazoa; Arthropoda; Insecta; Diptera; Tephritidae
Product: farnesyl pyrophosphate synthase-like
Exons: 6
Coding region: 101-1135 (344 amino acids)
Biological process (GO): trans, trans-farnesyl diphosphate biosynthetic process
Cellular component (GO): cytoplasm
Molecular function (GO): (2E,6E)-farnesyl diphosphate synthase activity; dimethylallyltranstransferase activity
Source: RefSeq, a predicted model, not a curated record